CGGAGCCUGUGCAAAUUCGCUCAGCGCCUGCUUGGAGCUCACAAUCUCUGUUUACCAGCAGAUCACAGGCUCGCAGCAAGCACAGCCGGCCCCACAGCCUCACAGCCCAAGAAGCCAUGGCGAAGUCCAGGCGCCCUCAGUACCUCUGGAUGUGCUUGGCUGCAGCGCUGGCUUCUUUCCUGGCGGGCUUUCUGGUGGGCUGGUUUGUCAAGUCUCUCAAAGGAACAACCACUACAGAGCGCUAUCAUCAAAGUUUGCGGUGGAAACUAGUAUCAGAAAUGAAAGCAGAAAAUAUUAAGUUAUUUCUUCGUUCUUUUACGAAACUUCCUCAUUUAGCAGGAACAGAACAAAAUUUAGUACUUGCCAAAAAAAUCCAAGCCCAGUGGAAAAAAUUUGGACUAGAUUCAGCCAACUUGGUUCACUAUGAUGUUCUCCUGUCUUACCCUAAUGAAACAAAUACUAACUAUAUAUCAAUUGUGGAUGAACAUGGAACUGAGAUUUUUAAAACAUCGUGCUUUGAACCGCCACCUGAUGGAUAUGAGAAUGUUACAAAUAUUGUGCCACCGUAUAAUGCUUUCUCACCCCAAGGCAUGCCAGAGGGAGAUCUGGUAUAUGUGAAUUAUGCUCGUACUGAAGACUUUUUCAAACUAGAAAGGGUGAUGAACAUCAACUGUACUGGAAAGAUUGUUAUUGCCAGAUAUGGGAAGAUCUUCAGAGGAAAUAAAGUUAAAAAUGCCAUGCUAGCCGGGGCCAUAGGAAUCAUCUUGUACUCAGAUCCAGCUGACUACUUUGCCCCUGAGGUACAGCCAUAUCCCAAAGGAUGGAACCUUCCUGGAACUGCAGCCCAGAGAGGAAAUGUGUUAAACUUGAAUGGAGCUGGUGACCCACUCACUCCCGGCUAUCCAGCUAAAGAGUAUACCUUCAGACUUAAUGUUGAAGAAGGUGUGGGAAUCCCUCAAAUUCCUGUACAUCCUAUUGGAUAUAAUGAUGCAGAAAUAUUAUUGCGCCACUUGGGAGGGCUUGCUCCACCAGAUGACAGCUGGAAGGGACUACUUAAUGUUACUUACAACAUUGGACCUGGCUUUACAGGGAGUAAUUCUUUCAGAAAAGUUAAAAUGCAUGUUCACAACAUCAAUAAAAUUACCAGAAUUUACAAUGUAAUUGGAAUUAUUAGAGGAUCUGAGGAACCUGACAGAUAUGUCAUUGUGGGAGGUCAUCGGGACUCAUGGGUGUUUGGGGGUAUCGACCCAACCACUGGGACAGCAGUUUUGCAAGAAAUAGCUCAAAGUUUUGGAAAAUUGAGAAGCAGGGGCUGGAGACCCAGGAGAACUAUCAUUUUUGCCAGCUGGGAUGCAGAAGAAUUUGGACUGUUAGGUUCUACAGAAUGGGCUGAGGAGAAUGCAAAAGUGCUUCAAGAGAGAAGCAUUGCUUACAUCAACUCAGAUUCAUCUAUAGAAGGCAACUAUACUCUCAGAGUUGAUUGUACACCUCUUCUUUACCAGUUGGUGUAUAAAUUGACAAAAGAGAUUUCUAGCCCUGAUGAUGGUUUUGAGAGUAAAUCACUUUAUGAAAGUUGGUUGGAAAAGGACCCUUCACCAGAGAAUAAAGACUUUCCUAGAAUUAGUAAACUGGGAUCUGGAAGUGAUUUUGAAGCUUAUUUUCAGAGACUUGGGAUUGCCUCAGGCAGAGCUCGUUACACCAAAAAUAGGAAAACAGAUAAAUACAGCAACUACCCUGUAUACCAUACUAUUUAUGAGACAUUUGAACUGGUAGAGAAUUUUUACGACCCAGAGUUUAAAAAGCAGCUCUCUGUGGCUCAGUUAAGAGGGGCGCUGGUAUAUGAGCUUGCAGACUCUAUAGUCAUUCCCUUCAAUAUUCAAGACUAUGCGAAGGCUUUGAAAGACUAUGCAACAGGUAUCUUCAAUUUAGCCAAGAAACAUGAUCAACAACUGAGAGACUAUGAAGUAUCAUUUGGUUCCUUGUUUUCUGCUGUGAAAAAUUUCUCCGAGGCUGCUUCAGAUUUUCAUAGAAGGCUUGCACAACUUGAUCUUAAUAAUCCUAUUGCAGUGAGAAUUAUGAAUGACCAAUUGAUGCUCCUGGAAAGAGCAUUCAUCGAUCCCCUGGGUUUACCAGGAAGGCAGUUCUAUAGGCACAUCAUCUUUGCUCCAAGUAGCCACAACAAAUAUGCUGGAGAGUCAUUUCCUGGAAUUUAUGAUGCUAUGUUUGAUAUUGAAAAUAAAGCAGACCCUCAUUUGGCAUGGAAAGAAGUAAAGAAACAUAUUUCUAUUGCAGCUUUUACAAUUCAAGCAGCAGCAGGGACAUUGAAAGAAGUGUUAUAAAGGUGUCAGUCAAUUGGCUAUUAAACGUGUGGAUGAAAUUUGUCAUUUUUUGAUGACUCAUGAAGCCAAAAGGUUUUAAAAAUCUGGAUUUUCAUGUCAUGGUUUAGACUUCCACUUCAUUCAUCUGCAGAGAUUUUGCUUCUUGAAUUCACGCUGAAAAAACUGAAAAUGGAAACAACUCAAAUGUGCAGUAACAGAGAAGUUGGUAAAUUACGAUAUAUCCACAAUGAAAUUCCAGUCAGCAAUAUAAAACUGAAAGAACUAUGCAGUCUUCCUGACAGAGGAUGCAUUAAUAAAGGUACCCAGAAGAGUACAUAAAGUAAGAGUAUGUAAAUUAUGAAGAUGUGGCAAAAUUGGUGACAUAAAAUCAGUGACUGGGUAGAUGGCAAGGGCAGAGGAUGGCUACAAAAACAUACCAAGUUUUCUCAGAUAAAUGAGUGUUAAGAAUGUUCAGCUGAGUAUUGCACAGGUGUAUACAUUUGCCAAACUCAUCAAACUAUAAAUUUAAAAUGUGCACAUUUUACCAUCCAAGUCCCAAUAAAAUUGGUUUUUAAAAUUUCAUUAAAAAAUAAACAUCUGUGUAGGGAAAUUAGAAUAGUGUAUCUUCUCAAGUAAAAUCAGUAUGAAACACAAACAGUUAGAAAAAGUGUUAUCUUUGCUUUAUUGAAGAAACAUUUAGGUCAAUUUGUUGAGGAAAUCUCAAAAUCUCUUACAUUUUAACACCUAUAGAAAUUGUAUCAGAAUCCGCAAGCUGCCAUGCAUAACCUCAGAAUUAUAGAAAAACAUUGUCCAGUUACUUUAUUGAAAGAAAUUGAGAAUAAAAAAUUAAGAGCUGUUACAGGCUAGCACACUAAAAAAAUGACAGUAGUUUGUAACUUACUGUUCCUUUGUUUUUUUGUCUUUAAUCAAUAGCUGACCAUAAGUAAGAGCGUGAUUUUGUGGAAUGCACUAUAUUUAGUCCAUGACAGUAGGUAUGGCUAUGUACAUCAUGUUGAACAUACAGAACAUGUGUUCUAACCUUUUUCCCCCCCAAGGGUUUCCCUUAAGCAUUUGGUAUGAGUCAGAUUUGCUAUUAAAACUCCUUUCAUCUCA
Cavia porcellus (domestic guinea pig) is the source of this 3431-nucleotide messenger RNA. RefSeq names its product N-acetylated alpha-linked acidic dipeptidase 2 (gene Naalad2). NCBI's taxonomy places the organism in Eukaryota, Metazoa, Chordata, Mammalia, Rodentia, Caviidae. The transcript is spliced from 19 exons. Gene Ontology annotation, molecular function: carboxypeptidase activity. The coding region runs from base 117 to 2339 and encodes 740 amino acids. The record is from RefSeq and is a predicted model, not a curated record.